AUGCACUGGAGAGCUCUUUGGAUCGUGACCUGGUAAGUCACGCCUUUUGACAUCAUUGUAUGUUGCACGUUGUCUGCACUUAUAUAGAAAGAAAGCAACGAUUGCUGCCAACCCCAGGACGCCCAGUGCAACGCCAAUCCCAAUUCCCGCUUUUGCGCCUGUGGAUAACCGGGAUGAAGCUUGGGCGGAAUCUGUUGAGUUUUCAGGGACAGGGACGAGCGGUGAAGUGGUUGGUAGACUUGUCGUUGUCAAUGACGAAAUAACUGAUGUGCUUGUUGGCGAGGUAGUGGACGAUGUCUUGGAUGCAGUGAAAGCCACUUUGUCGGAUGACUGGAACCAGAUUGGUAUCCCAUCUCCGAAUACAGUCCAAUCACCUGUGCCCGUAAUGGUACGAUAUACCGUACUUAGAUCUCUUGGUAUGUCCCAGUUGCCAUUUUUUAACACAGGCGCUCUGUACGAGAUUGUAUUCUGCCCUGCCGGAAACGAGGAUCCGCAUUGGUGA
Molecule: messenger RNA, 502 nt
Organism: Hymenoscyphus albidus
Lineage: Eukaryota; Fungi; Ascomycota; Leotiomycetes; Helotiales; Helotiaceae
Source: the annotation of a GenBank genome assembly